GCUCUCGCGCAGCUCGAAGGGGAAAUACACCCACACCUCGUAGAGAGAAGUCGUUGCAAUGCGGACGCGGCAUGUGUAGCGAGACCAACAUCAACGCGAUACUGUAGAAGUGUGUUGAGAUGGGAUGAUGGGAUGCAGUCUGGUUUGCUCGAUGAAACAUUACCUAAGGUUGAGAUCUCCUGGCGACCUGCCCGUGCUUCUGCCGCUAAAGGCUUCGCGAGGCCUCGGCCUUGGCCUGCCUCCCUCACGACCACCUUCGCUCCUCGAUGCCGCAGCCGGAUGGGUUGCUCGUGGGGUGGCAUUUGCAUGACGUGCAACGAUGUCCUCCGUCCCAUGGUACAGCAAAGUCACACAUCAUCAUUGCCCGGGGUCAGAGGGGACGAAAGCUCGAAGAGAUACGCGGCCAUGCGAGCCGGGCGCAGCCAUCUGCAAGGCCAGGCAUGUUUAAGCUUAAUUCCCGCCGGCAACCCCUACCUGCCCUGCCCUGCCCGGCCACGGGUACGAUGGCCCCCAAUCUCUUGCUGCGCGCGAGCUGCUCCUGAGCCCCAGGCCGGAGAUGACUCGUCGAGAGGUGCGCAAUGUGCUAAUUGGGAAGUCUACCUCGCUCUCGGGACCCGCCCGGCUGCAGGCCUGCCUGAGUGUCUGUCCCGUUUCGUUUGGGCGGAGGCUUGGCUGCUGCCUCGCUAUAUCUAUCUAUCCACCUCCAUCCUGAUCCCGCCGCCUUUCCUCAGGACCCCAGCGCGCACGACCCGCUUUGUCUGCAGACAGCACGCCCUCGAUCCCAACCAUGGGCAGGCACCAGGGGAGCAGCUCGGCGGCCGCGUCCAGCAGCAGCGCCGCAGCCACCUCUUCCUCCGCCCCGGCCUCGGGCCAGCGUGUCACAGGUGCCGUCCCUGCUGCGCAAGGGGACACAUCGGCGCCGUCGUCGUCAACACAAACUCCAACCACCCUGACUCAGUCACCUCCACCACUCCCACCACCGCUUCUAAUCCCCCCCUUACCACCAUCUUCACGCCUCCUGCGCGAUGUGCUCACAUCGAAUACUCCUUCUCCGCCGCCCAGAGCGGCACCAGCACAUUCUGGCGCGAUGCCAGCGGCCCCGGCCUCGGCACCCAGUCCGCCUGCUAUCCCCCUGGCUUCGCAGCGGUUCAAACCUCCUCCAACCUCCAAUACUCCCCCGGUGUAUGUCCGUCCGGCUAUCUGCCUGCCAGCAGCGCCACCGCACCUAGCCAAUCGGCAAUGACGUCCUGGUGCUGCCGCUCCGGUCUCAAGUACGCGCAGGACUUUGGCUGCUUCACCACCAUCACCACUCCCACGGUCGUCCGGCUCAACGCCGAAUCCACCACGACCAUGAGCACCGCCUUCGUCGCCGCCGACUGGCCCAUCCAAGUCGCCUGGAACUCCGCCGACCUCAACCUCUUCACCCCGGCCUCGGCGCCGCUGAUCGAAGCUUCGGCGGCCGCGGCCAACAACACGCAAGCCAACAUGACCGGGCAGGAGAUCGCGGGACUGGGCAUCGGCGUGCCCGCCGCCGUCGCCGCCAUCGCCGUGGCAUGCUAUGCGCUGUGGCGCCGCAAACGCCGCCAACCGCACCAUGCCGAGCUCCUCGACGACGAUCCCAGCGAGAUGGAGCAGACCUAUUUCACCUGGACCCCCGAACCCAAGCGAACCGACACCCCUCACAUCGAAGUCCCCGUGCCGACGGUCCAGAGCAGACGCUUCGACGUUGCUUACAGGGUGGGUGAACCGGGCCCGAGCUACAGCACCAGUUAUAGUCCCCCGGAAGCUGCACUGGAUGAGACCGAGCCUCCUGCCGAACCGAGAUGAAUGACUGCAAGUGGUGGGGAAACGAAUGCUGAAGUGCAAGGAGACGUGGGCCACGUAAGACAGAUUGGGCGUGCAAGCCUGAAACUUCCGCUUCUGGUCAUCGAGGAGAGAAGCA
Messenger RNA from Neohortaea acidophila, 1942 nucleotides. RefSeq lists its product as uncharacterized. The coding region runs from base 133 to 1827 and encodes 564 amino acids. The record is from RefSeq and is a predicted model, not a curated record. Lineage: Eukaryota; Fungi; Ascomycota; Dothideomycetes; Mycosphaerellales; Teratosphaeriaceae. The transcript is spliced from 2 exons.